Molecule: messenger RNA, 828 nt
Organism: Striga hermonthica
Lineage: Eukaryota; Viridiplantae; Streptophyta; Magnoliopsida; Lamiales; Orobanchaceae
Source: the annotation of a GenBank genome assembly
AUGGAUUUCUGGCAGAGGGCCCGCAGCUUCGCCGAGGAAGCCGCCAAGAAGUCGCAGGAGCUCACUCAGGGAAUCGCCGCCGCGAACCUCGCCGGCGUCGUCUCGGAGGCUUCCAAGCGGUCCAAGAAGCUGGCGGCCGAGGCCUCCAAGAAGUCUAAAGAGCUCGCCGCGGAUGCUCUCCGGCGCGCCGAUCAGAUCACGGCCUACAUCCAUCCGCCCGCCGCCGCCGCUCUGUCCGGUUUCGUCGAACCGUCCGCCGCCCAGGAUGGCGGUGUCGGGACCGCCGAUCUGGAGAAGUACGGGGUGACUGAUGAGCUGAGGGGGUUUGUGAAGGAGAUCGCCACGGACACGUUCCGGGAUUUCCCGCUUGCAGACGAUUCAGAGAUGUCUGAUGUUCCUACGGUUUCAAAUGUGCGACAGGACCUCACGGAGUGGCAAGAAAGGCAUGCAAAACUCGUUCUCUUAAAUGUGAAGGAAAUCUCAAAGCUAAGGUAUCAAUUAUGUCCACGAGUGAUGAAAGAGCGGAAGUUCUGGAGGAUCUACUUCAUUCUAGUUAACAGUCACGUGGCACAAUAUGAACACCGUUACAAUGAACAUCUAAAGCUGAAAGCUGCUGAAACGGUAAAAGAUAUUGAAGUGAAGGAAGUUUCAUCAGGUGCAACGCCUUCAAAAACAGCAGACGAGGGUUCAAAACAAAGAAGCAGUACUGUGAAGUCACCGGCUUCUGAGCAGGACUUGGAUGUAUUUCUUCUGGGAGAUAUGGAAGAUGGUGAUGAUGGUCCAGAUGAUGGUGAUGAUGUCUUUGAUGAUGAUUUUGGUAAAAUAUAG